Molecule: messenger RNA, 1872 nt
Organism: Contarinia nasturtii (swede midge)
Lineage: Eukaryota; Metazoa; Arthropoda; Insecta; Diptera; Cecidomyiidae
Product: protein spaetzle-like
Exons: 2
Coding region: 361-1197 (278 amino acids)
Biological process (GO): central nervous system formation; innate immune response; regulation of Toll signaling pathway
Cellular component (GO): extracellular region
Molecular function (GO): Toll binding; growth factor activity
Source: RefSeq, a predicted model, not a curated record
CUACAGUUGCUCGCUGACAGCAAAUCGAGUAAAGUUCAUCUUUUUGUGUGUUAUUUCGUGUUUUAUGUCGUAUACCAGAUUGAAUUGACUGAGUAUCAGAUUAAAAACAGCAAACAUUUUAUAUUCGUUUCUUUGUUUACAAACGAUGAAAGCCAAAGUAAUAUUAAUAAAGUAUAAACAUUUUUCGAAUUAAAUCAGUUCCGUGAUUUGUUCAUUUCCGAAACCACAAUUUUUAAUUAAUUUGUGUGAGUUAAUAGUUUAAAGUAAAAAUUUGUGUUCGAAAAUAAGUGAAGGGCGUAGAAUUGUCAACGGUAUAGAGUAUUUUGUUCGAUUAAGAAAAAAAAGAGAAAAUUACACAUCAUGAGUGUAAUUAGAUUGCAACUUUGUCAUUGUGUAUUAAAUUUGUUAAUGUUAAGUGUAAUUGUAAGCGUUGUGGAACUAACACCACUUUGUGGUCAAAUCGAUGGAUCAUCGCAACCAGAUAGUGAUAAAAUUUAUUUUAAAGAUAGAAGUCAGAGAAUUCGAACGAUUGCAAUAAAUGGCAAAGUAUAUGCAUGUUACCCAGACGGUACUAUGGUAGAUACAACAUCAUCCGGUGAAAACAGCAAUGAACGACUUAGUGAACAUGAAAUUCGUGAGAGAAUACGUGAAGUCUUUCAAUCUUCAAAUUUAAUAGACGAAACCAAUUCAACAAUGAAUCAUCACGGAACAUACAUGGCGAACGUUAGCCGUUGCGCCGACAGUAACCUAUCGUAUUGUACAAACGACACCAGCUAUCCAAUGGACAUCAUUGAGAAAUUAUUGCGAAAACAAUUGCAUAAAUAUGCCGAUGCAUUUGGCAGCGAUAUGAUAUCGACGAAUAUAUCCACCCGCUAUGGUGGUGCUGAUGAAAUUACACUGUGCGAUUAUUAUGAAGAAGUAAUUUAUCCGAAAAGUGGACGGAACCAAAAAGGCGUUGAUAUGUUCAUCAUCAAUACCAACGACCAUAAACAAGGUGUACGCGUUUCAAAGUGUGUAAAUAAUGGACAAACGUGUAGAAUGAGCGAAAAUUUCCCAAAUGGUUACCGCACCGAAUGCAAACAACAUUUUGUUUAUCGUGAAUUACUCACGCUGGCGCCCGAUCAAACAAUCACAAGAGAUAAAUUCGAAUUUCCGGCUUGUUGCUCAUGUGCCGUGUACAGAGAUGAUAAUUUCUGAAUGAUAUCAAACUUAAACAAUAUUCAAUUAGUGACAAACAAGUUAGUUUUUUGUUGUUGUCCUGAGUGAUUCUUCAUUCAGAAUGAAGCCAAAUUUAUUCAAUUACAAUAUAAUGCAAAAUUUAAAAAGAAACAUGGUAAAUGACAAAAGACUUUUUCCAGAAUAGAAUUUGUUUAGAUUUUUUUUCCAUUUUUAACUUAUUUCGUCUCGAUAGAGCCAAAAUUUGGAUUCAAAAGUAUGUAGCAUCGACGUGUUCCUGAAGUGAAUUUUGCGUGUAAAUAAUCUCUAUACGACUAUUUAAAUUAUAUUUAAAUUGUAAACACGUUUUUUUUUUGGUCCCAGAAACGACGAUAAAUACUAGAAUAAUUCAUUAGAAUGUGUGUGCUAUUUUCGUUUCAAAUACGUAUUAAGUCAAUGUAUAAUGUAUUCGAUUUACUGAACGAUUUUUCAUUUGCUUGUGUUUCAGUAUUGAUUGACCAAUUUUAAUAUUCAACAUUGCCGUGCUAAUGUGUUGGGACAAAAAAAACGUGCAUAUAGUUUAUGAGAUCAUUUAGCUGUUACACUUAUUUGCAUACGUUGCAUAGAAAUAAUCUAGACAUAUAGGUUACCUUAAUUGAUGUUAUAUCGUUAUUUUAAUGGAAAUUUAUGAAUAAACAUAAAAUAAAAAGCGCAAAA